This is a messenger RNA of Drosophila nasuta, 1891 nucleotides long. RefSeq names its product Cytochrome P450 9c1 (gene Cyp9c1). The coding region runs from base 125 to 1717 and encodes 530 amino acids. NCBI's taxonomy places the organism in Eukaryota, Metazoa, Arthropoda, Insecta, Diptera, Drosophilidae. Gene Ontology annotation, molecular function: iron ion binding; heme binding; oxidoreductase activity, acting on paired donors, with incorporation or reduction of molecular oxygen. The record is from RefSeq and is a predicted model, not a curated record. The transcript has 2 exons.
UUCAGUGGCAUUUUACCGGUCGGUGAAGUAAGACGAUAAAGAGCAGUGACUUUAUCGUGUGUUGUGUCGAUUCUAUUGUGUGUAUUUCACCCCGCUCGCCACCGUCACCCCUCUUUUGACGACCAUGGCGCUCGUGGAAUUGUUUUUGCUGCUCGCGAUUAUUGGCGUGUUGCUGUACAAAUGGACGGUUUCGAGUUUCGGCUUCUUUAGAGGUCGGGGCGUGGCACAUUUGCCGCCUAAGCCGCUGCUUGGAAAUACACCGCUGUCAGUGCUAAUGGGAAAUGGUUCCUAUCUGAAGCAUAGCCUGGAAUUGCAUCAGCAGCUGAAGCAGAACAAAAUCUACGGUGUCUACAAUCUAAGCGAGCCGCUUUACUAUCUCGCUGAUCCAGAACUGAUACGACAGGUGGGCAUCAAGCAUUUCGAUAACUUUACAAAUCACCGCAAAGGCAUUACGGAUGAGAAUGCCACCGGCAACGAUUCGGUUAUAUCGAAAUCUUUGCUCUCCCUGAGAGAUCGUCGCUGGAAGCAUAUGCGUCAGACAUUGACGCCCGCAUUCACUGGCGUCAAGAUUCGCCUUAUGUUUGAAUUGAUCAAUGCCUGCAAUGUGGAAGCUGUGAACUAUGUGGAGCGCCAACUGAAGCAGGAGAACAACGAGGGCGUGGAACUGGAGAUGAAGGAGUUCUUCACGCGCUACACCAACGAUGUGAUUGCCACAGCCGCCUUUGGCAUCAAGGUCAAUAGUUUUGUGGAUCAGCAGAACGAGUUCUUUACCCUGGGACAACGCGUCUUGCAGUUCAGCUUUUGGGGUGGUCUCAAGGUCAUGCUCUACAUUCUGCUCCCACGUUUGAUGAAGGCGCUGCGAGUACAAGUUAUGGACAUGAACAAUGUGGCUUACUUUAAGAGUCUGGUAUUUGGCGCCAUGAAGGAACGCAAAGAGCGGAAUAUUGUGCGUCCGGAUAUGAUACAACAGCUAAUGGAGGCACAGCGUUUGUUCAAGGAACAGGAGGCGAGGCCAGAGGGAAUACAAGCCGAUGCAGCUGAGUUCAAUGAUGAGGAUGUGUUGGCACAGUGCCUGUUAUUCUUUUCGGCUGGCUUCGAGACUGUCUCCACCUGCUUGUGCUUCACCACCUACGAGCUUUUGAUGAAUCCCGAAGUGCAGCAGAAGCUGUACGAGGAGAUCGAGGAAGUGCAGCAGAAGCUGGGUGGCAAACCUCUUGACUAUGACAGUCUGAUGGGCAUGAAGUAUUUGGACUGUGUGAUCUCAGAGUCGCUGCGCAAGUGGCCACCAGCCAUCGUUGUUGAUCGCAUGUGUGGUGCGGACUUUGAACUGCGUGACGAGCAGGACGAGCUGAUGGUGAAGCUGCGUAAGGACGAACUGGUGCACAUACCCAUUGUGGCACUGCAUCACGAUCCGGAUAACUUUGAAGAGCCCGAAGAGUUUCGCCCAGAGCGAUUCGAUGAUGAGCACAAGCAUGAGAUUCGCCCAUUUACGUAUCUGCCCUUUGGCAUUGGUCAACGCAGUUGCAUUGGCAAUCGCAUGGCUCUAAUGGAAGUGAAAUCGCUCAUUUACCAGCUGGUGCUCAGGUUUCAGCUGCUUCCAGGAGAACGCACAACGCAGGACAUGUUGAGCAGCAUUGUUGGCUUUCGAUUAGAGCCUCGUGAGCUGUUCUGGUGUCGCUUUGAGCCAAGGAAAGCUGCUGACAGCCAAACUAAGUAAAUUAAUUAGCCAUAGUUUCUCGGCUGCCUAUGAACUCAAUGCUAAUGACACAAGCUUAGAGUGUGGCAAGCUAUCAGCUUACUAUAUGUAUAAUAGUUACUUUAUAAUACAAUUAAUUGCGCUUAUUCCUGAUUGUUUCUUAAUUGUUUAAUAAAAAUAAAAUUAUAAAAUGAA